Molecule: messenger RNA, 1270 nt
Organism: Syngnathus acus (greater pipefish)
Lineage: Eukaryota; Metazoa; Chordata; Actinopteri; Syngnathiformes; Syngnathidae
Gene: nkx6-2
Product: NK6 homeobox 2
Exons: 3
Coding region: 215-1147 (310 amino acids)
Biological process (GO): cell differentiation; regulation of transcription by RNA polymerase II
Cellular component (GO): nucleus
Molecular function (GO): DNA-binding transcription factor activity, RNA polymerase II-specific; RNA polymerase II cis-regulatory region sequence-specific DNA binding
Source: RefSeq, a predicted model, not a curated record
CGCUGGCAACACACCGCAAAGAGUCCGUCAAAAGCGGCCAGAACAUCACAAGAACGUCCGACUUCCUGUCACUUGGCCCGGAGCCCACGCAAGCCAUCCCCAAGCCAAAGAGGACGUCUGGGAAAAAAAUCGGUGUGUUCCCGCACCAGGAUAGUCGGGGAACGCGCCCGACUGAAGAGUCCAUUAACUUUCAUCGGCGACUUCAUGUUGACAAAUGUUAGCCGUGGGGCAGAUGGAGGCUAACCGGCAGAGUGCUUUCGUCCUGGGCAGCACCCCGCUGGCGGCGUUGCACAACAUGACCGAGAUGAAGACGUCCCUGUUUCCUUACGCGCUGCAGCAGAGCCCGACGGCUGCAGCGGCGGCGGCGGCGGCGGCUGCUGCCGCGGCCGGUUUCAAAGCGCCGUCGCUGUCCAGCCUCAACUCGCAUCUGGCCAGCGGGGCCACCCCGCACGGAAUAAGCGACAUCCUGGGGAGACCCAUCACCACCGCUGGUCAGCUGCUUUCCGCCGGCUUCCCCAGGAUCAACGGCAUCAACGGGCUGGCCAGCACCGCCGCCGCGGCCGCUGCCGCCGCCGCCGCCGGGAUGUACUUCGGCCCCGCCGUGUCCCGUUACCCCAAGCCGCUGGCCGAGCUCCCAGGGAGGGCGCCCAUCUUCUGGCCGGGCGUCAUGCAGGGAUCCCCGUGGAGGGACCCGCGCGUGCCCUGUCCCUCUCAGUCAAGCCUGAUGAUGGACAAGGAUGGCAAGAAGAAGCACUCCAGGCCCACUUUUUCUGGCCAGCAGAUUUUUGCACUGGAAAAAACCUUCGAGCAGACCAAGUACCUGGCAGGUCCUGAGAGAGCUCGCCUGGCCUACUCAUUGGGGAUGACAGAAAGCCAAGUCAAAGUGUGGUUCCAGAACAGGAGGACCAAAUGGAGGAAGAGGCACGCGGCCGAGAUGGCCUCGGCCAAGAAGAAGCACGACUCGGAAACGGAGAAGAUGAAGGAGAGCUCGGACAACGACGAGGACGACGAGUACAACAAGCCGCUGGACCCCAACUCGGACGACGAGAAGAUUACGAGACUGUUGAAAAAGCACAAAAGCGCCGGUGGAGGCGGCAGCAAUUUGGCCCUCAUCAGCCCCUGUAGUAACAGCUCGGACACCUUGUGAUGACCCCGCCCGCAGCACGGCAAAGCGCGGGGAUGGUCCAGACGAGACUUUCGGAACCCAUUUGCACCCGACGCCAUCACCGUGGAGAGGACACGUAUGGGACGACCGGAGUUCCCAAAAAAA